CAAAACAGAAACCAAAAGAGAAAUAGCAGGAAAGAGAAAACAAGACAAGAGAGACAUGUCCAGCGUGAGUCAGACCGAAAGACACUUAAAAAUAGAGUGAGAGAAAUAAUAAAGAGAAAGAAUCAGAGGGGGAGGAGGCGAAAAAGAUUAGAUACAAGACCGAAGGGGCCUGUGGAAUAUACAAGAUUGAGGAAAGCUGCUAAUGGCGUCUAGAGGGGUGCUAAUGAUUUUCCCAGCUGUGCUUAUACAGUAUUGUGGUGACUGGGAAAUUAACUCUAACAUCCAACCCACUUCAGAAUAUAAACAGCACUUCCUUCCCAAGCCACCACCCGGCAAGCAUGUCUCUACUAGUGUUUUGUUAGUUUUUUUUUUUUGUUUUUUUUUUAUUGUUUUAUGGCCUGGAGCCAUGGAACUAUCAUGGGGCAGCUCCACCAUCCCCUAUGUUAAUCUGCCCCUGAAUAAAGCCAAUUCCUUAUUAAAUACCCCAGAGUUCUGGGUAAUAAUUGUAUCAUUCCAACACAUUUCCUUAGCUAAAAAAUAUGUAUUAUAUUGUUUGAAGAAUAUCUGUGUUUGAGAAUUGCUAUGUGGAUUUAAAUUGUAAACCUUUUAGACUUUUACCACUGUAAUGGAAUUCUUUAAAAUGACUAAAUCCUCUCUCCAAGAUUUCGUGAUGUUUGUACAGUACAUUAUAGACAACACGAGUACUAAAAUAACAUAGAGCAUAAACCUACAUGGCAACAUUAGGAAACAUUUUGCUGUUGAAUUUUGAGUCAUCUUGAGUGGACGCUGUUGGUAUUUAGUUUUUAUAAACAUCCUCUAUGUAAACAUUUGUAAGGAUCUUCCCAUUAACCUCUGUGUACUUUAUCCUGAGACGUCAAAAAUAGUUUCUGAAAACUUAAUCUGUGUCUAGGAUCAAGGACGUUUCAUAAGUUUCUGGUUCCUGAAAAAACUACAUUUGGUCUAUUGUCUAAAAUUCAAUAAAUAAGGGUCACGUUUUAAAGUAUUCCAUUGUUUGUUUAGUAUAGAUUUAAUCUUGUAAUAAACAAUGGAUUUUCAUUUUUCAUUCUGUUUUAGUUUUGUUUUUUUUCCGAUCAUUUGGCUUGUAAGUGCCUGCUAUUGAAUUAUUCCACAGGAAAUCCAUAAUGUGAUUUUGGUUAUAUUAAUUAUCUUCAAUUUUAACAAUGUUUGCUUUCCAGUGUAAUCCAUGCUUAUGUGACUGUUGUCAUUUCUUCAAAACCUGUUUUUUUUCAUUAUGCAUUAUGUAUUUCAUAGUUCUUAUGAAAAAGGACACUUUAAGCUCCAUAACCACAAUUCACUAUAGUGGUUAUGUUGGCCAGAGGUCCCUGGUACAGUCACACAGUUAUGUGUCAAAUCAUUUUUAAAUUGUUUGAUACUUACCUGGGUCCCUUGGGCACCAGCAGUUAGCCCAUCUUCAUAGAUAUCACUAAAUUGUAAGUUACUAUUUCUACGUUAGUUUAACAAUUCCAGCCUUCUUUAGACAGAAUUCAAUGGUCGUGUGUGUAAGCUGAUCCUACUCAGCCAAUGAAUUAUGUACAAAGUUGGACAAAAUUGAUAUACUAAAUCAGAAAGGUAACAUUGGGAAGAAAGUCUGGAUUGUGGGCACCAUUGGACCCAGGUAAGUGUCAAACUGUUUGAAAAUCACAGGACGGUGCCAGAGGUCUCCCAGUACCAUAACCACUACAGUGCACCAUAGAAUAUUUACAUUGACUGUUAUGCCCAUGCAAAUGCUGUUUUAGAAUAAUCAUUAAACAUAGCCAAAGGCAAACAUGACAUAUAUCACAGUGACUUUCAGCAUGAUGAGGAUUUAGCAGAAGAUAUGUUCAAUGAAAAAAAUAGACAUUUAUUCUCUUUAAACUCUCCAAUAUUUCCACUGACCAAAAGGGACUCUUGCAGGAAUGAACUAUACCAGAACAUUUUAGGUGACUUGAACAGAUAGCUAUUUAUGUAACCAAGAAGUAUAAUAAACAACACAGUUUUAAUUACACUAUUUAAUGUCAAAACAUUUUCACUAUAAUUAAAAGAUAAGCUACUCUGUGUUUUAUUACUAUGAGACUAAUGACACCAAGAUUACUUAGGUGAUAUCACACAGGUACAAUAUGAAUUGCACUUAGAGCCAUGCAGCACAUUGAAGCCUUCAACCACAGAAUGCUGAAUCCAUAAGUAUUUUUAAGGUUCCUUACAGUCAUAUUUCUUCAGGAUCCUGAAAUACGGGUCCAACAUUCCUCAAUAGUGUAUAAUCAUCACCCUAGGAAAGACAGCCUAUCGGUUUUUAUUGUUAUACAUUUUACAGCUGUUUUAUAUCAUGUCCUUCUAGAUCUUCUCAUUUGAUGUUAUCGGAACUUCAUGCAAGAUCUGAUGCAAUGUUAUUGAUUUCAUCACAGAAUGAGCCGUGGAAAGGACUUCUGACCUGGAAGCGAGAUGAGAAGCUUAGAAACAAGGCUAUGUUUUCUGUAUGGUAAUUAAACUAAGAAUAAUAUUUUAUAAAAAGGAAUCAUUUAGCACACAGUCUAUGGGAGUUGCUUUUAAAGGAACACUUGAAGCUAAAUGUGAUGUUAUGUUGCUUUGAGUCCUGUGGCGUCAUCUCAUAGUUUAAAUAUAAAACUGAAUUUAAAAAAAGAGGUAAAAGUCUGAUAAGAUGCAAACAAGUCAGAUACCAAUGUGUGUAAUGUUACAUGCUCUAACAAACAUAUCCUGCCCUUCUGUAAAUCACAUGGCACGAGUGUUGUGAAUUGGCUUUUGCAUAAGCCUAUAGUGUCAUACUACCGCAUUCCUAACAGUGCAAAAAUAAAGAAUUUUAAAAAAUAAAAAAUAUAUUAAACUGAUUAGGAACAGUUUAUAUAAACUGGGGCUCUUCAUGGCCAGUUCUGGAGAUGGGUUAGAGUAAAUUACAUUUCAAACUCUUCUUAAAUGGUUGAAACCAGAAAAAACCUCUAUAACAGAGGGAAUGUGUUACCAAAAACGGUGCUAAAGUGCCACAACAACAACAUAACAGCUGCUCUACACUUCUGUGUGGGAUACCCGCUUUCCCACACACCACGAGAAUGAAGUACUUUUUAAGAGAUAUAGGAUAUUCCUAUAUCUACAGUGGAGCGUUAAAAGUGAAUACAUAAAAACAGGGGGGGGUGAGGGGGGGGGCAGGGACUUACCCCGUCUACAUAUAAGUUCUACAGAAGGUAAUAUCUAGUGCAUACAGAACAGAACAAACAGGAGGAACUAGAUAUAGUACAGAUGGUAUUGGAUCACAAUAAUGUAAAGUGCUUUGAGAUUGGGUCACUCACAUGUAAUGGAGCCUAUAUAAAUGGGCUCCGUAUAUAGGGCGGCUGUGCUUUUAGGGCGGCACCAUACCACUUCCUUAAGGAUAUUCCCUCCAGUGAAAAUAAAAGAAAAAAGUAUCCAAUGUGUAGUAAGUCCAAUAUAAAAACUGUAAGAUAUUUGUAAGAUAUAUUGCUCACCUUUUAAAGAGCCUUACAAUCCCAGCUCUAGGGUAUACAGGUGUGAUGCCAAUAUAUAGGGGAUGGCACUUUCCCAAUGAAGAGGCUCCAAAAGGACUCUUAAAAAUACUAGUAUAUUUAGUAACAAUAAUAAAAAGCACAAUCUAAAAACAUGUAAAUCUGUAUAUAAAAUGUAUUAAAAAGGCUCCUUAUAGCAGCCAAACCACGUUUCACUCUUUUCCAGAGCUUCUUCACAGCUGACUGAAGAAGCGCUGGAAAAGAGCAAAACGGGUUUUGGUUGCUAUAAGGACUUUAUCCAAUGUUCAAACAUAGGGCAGCAUUAUAAGGGGUUAUGUGCAUAUGCUCCACUCGCAGACUGCAAGUAUAGGUUGUUUGCUCUAGAACAACUAGAUUAAGAUGUAGUGGUUCUGGUGUUUAGAGUGUCCCUUAAAGCUGUUGGACAGAGCAAGGAACUAUAUGCAACCUAAACAUUACAUUGAGGUUUAUGUGGAUGAAUCAGAACAAUGAGUAUAUGGAGAUAAAUGAAUGUGAAACCUUUUUCAAUUCAGAUAUUCUAGAAAAUAUUAACUCUUUCUCAUUUUCCACAGUUUGUGUGAUCUUCCAUAGAGCAGAGGUGAGUAUGAAAUCUGUGGAUUUAAACCAGCAUCCUGAACCGGGCUCUCCUCUUUCCGACAACGAGUACAAGGAAUUCUGGGAGCUUUUCAACCCCGACUGGAAAGCUGAGGAACUGUGUGAACUUCGACAGAACUUUGGUUGCAAUGAACCCAGGGUCCUUCGCAUCGACCUUUUUGAGAACCAUGGUCAUAUCCCAAAUGGUAAGUUUUCAAAUGCUAUUACAUAGAAAGAGAGAAAGAGAAUGACAUGAACCAUUCUAAAUUAUCUAUAUUCUUGAACUUUUAAUGUUCAGAAAUACAGAUGUGCUUAGUAGAUUUGAUUUAUGGCUGUGAAUACUGUGGGUAUAUAUCGGUGUGCUCUUUGGAAUAGUUAUCUGACUGCAGCAUAUACCAUUGGCAUUCAUCAAUAUCAUCUGUAUAAUAGAAUUCUGCUUUAUAUAACGUGGGUAUAUUGUUCUGACAAUAUACACUGUGUAUACGUUUUAGGAAUGAUUUGCACAGAGUUGGACACAAUCCCACCCUUUGAUUCGUUCUGCAGUUUUGCCAAGUUUCGAUGCUCUCACAGACAAUUCUUUCUGAAGGUAAAAGCAUCUAACGACAUGAUAGAGAGGUUACUUUUAUUGAUAAAAGUCAAACACGUGGAAUGGGAAUCACUGGAAAAGGUUUUGUGAUAGUGUAACUGGCAGGUUAGAGAAUGUUGCCAAAUGCAAAUGGAGAUCCUCAGGGCUAUUCACUAUAGUAAAAAUUGUUGGUAGUUCAAGGUGAAUUUCAAAUGUAAAGCUAAUGUAGCAUAACUGAAAGCAUAAUUAACCUGGAGAUUUUUUAUAAUUUUGGCCUUAAAUUUGAAAAUCACUUUGAAUCAGUGUUAAUUUUGUCGACUUACAAUUUUGGUCAAAUUUUAGUUAUCUCUAAUUUUUUAGAUUUAGUCGACUAAAACUAGACUUAAACAAAAACAAUUCAAAUGAGUAAAAUACGACUAAAACUAAAAAAAUUUUAGUCAAAAAACUAUGACUAAAGCUGAAUUGAAGUUUGCCACCAAAAUUAAAACUGCACAGAGGGGUCUUUGGAAGGGGUAAAAGAGACAGACCAGGGCUUGGGAGAGAGACACCUAGAGGGGCAGAAAGGACACAAAGAGACACAAAGAGGCUGGGAAAGGGGCAAAAGCGACAGACCAGGACUUGGGAGAGAGAAACCUAGAGGGGCUGAGAGAACACAAAGAGACACAGAGAGGCUGGGGAAGGGGCAAAAGAGACAGACCAGGGCUUGGGAGAAAGACACCUAGAGGGGCUGAGAGGACACAAAGAGACACAGAGUGGCUGCUGAAGGGGCACAAGAGACAGAUAGAGGCUUUAACUAAACCCGUUAGACCUUGGUCAUAUCGGCUAAAAUCUACUGGAGAUUUAUUAGAGUAAAACAAUUCAGAUGAUUAAAAUAGGCCUAAAACUAAAAUGGCUUUUUAGUCAAAAGACUAUGACUAAAACUAAAUUGAAAUUUGCAGCCGAAAUUAACCCUGCUUUGAAUUCUUGACAAUUCUCACAGUAGUGAAUAACUCAGUAAGCGAAAGAAGGCGCAAAAGUUAAUUGUGGCGGAUAUAACGGAGGACAAAUCACAAAUGGAAUCUCAGAGAAAGGAGAUCUAGCGUAAAUUGUAGCUGAGGGGACAUAGACACAAUGGCGAGUUAGUGGAUAGAUACCGAGAAGUGGGGUAAGCAGGUGAGAGAAUUUAGAUACAUAGAAAAUGGCAAGUGACAGAAUGGAGAAGUGAUUACAUAUGAUAUGAUACAAUACAAUACAGGAGUAUACUGUAGGUCUAGCAUUACAAGGAUAAUAAAUUGUGUGUAAACUAUGUUUGAGAGAAAUGGAUUACAAGAUAGCUGAGAGUACAGAGAAAUGGGGUAAAUAAUUUAAAUUGGGGCUUAAAUAAUGGAAAUGCAGGGUAAUGGCUGAUGUGGUGUAAAUGGAAAAUAAAAACUCUAGAUAAUUGGAGGCUAUAAGAGAGACAUGCAAAGAUAUUGUAAGUUAUAGGGUAUUGUAGACCUUAGUUACAGAGUUAUAACUGUUAAAAGAACAGAGACACAAAAUAAAUUAUCUGUAUGAUAACAUAGUUGAGCAUUUUGGAGAAUGGUGGUUGUGAGAGUCAUUGUGUAAAACAUGGAUGACAAGACAAGACGUAAAUGAAUGGUGAGAGGAUAGAGCAAUAAUUGGUGGGGGCUGAAAUUUGUUAUUUUUGUUUUAGAAGAUAAUGCACCUAAUGUCAGCUCCCCUUAUGCCAGCUAUGAUUCAUAGAGGAUCAGAUGUCAUACAUGGGCUAAAUACCCUUUUUAUUUCCCUCCUAUAUCAUAAUAUCCCACUUGUUGCCCCAUCCCUUUUAUUUUGCAGAGGAUCCCAUGCCAAGAGUCUCAGACCUAUAAAGAGUUUCAUGCUUUGACCCCUGGAGGUAAAUAUUUUGUAAAACUCUGUGAAGUUUUAGCCAGUGACUUGCAGUUUACCACAAUAAUAUUACAAGUUAUUUAUUAUUCAUUUUGCUAUCAGCAUGCCCUGACUUUUGUCCUUGUAAACUGUCUGUCCUGACUUUAGCCCGUCGCUAUAAAUCUCCCUUGAUCCCACAUUCGCUUGGACUCUCCCGCGAUCUCACCCUCGCACUAACCCUUCCUGAUUGCGCUCUAAUCCUCCCCUUAUCUUACAUUCACUCUAAUCCUUCACUGAUCUCACCUUUACUCUAUCCCUCCCUUGAUCUCACCCUCGCUCCCCUGAUCUCACCCUCACUCCAAUCCUCCCUGAUCUCACCCUCGCUCUAACCCACCCCUGAUCUCAUCCUCGCUCUGACCCUCCCCUGAUCUCACCCCGCUCUGACCCUCCCCUGAACUCACCCUUGUUCUAAUUCUCCCUGAUCUCACCCUCGCUCUUACUCUGCCCUGAUCUCACCCUCACUCUAAUUCUCCCUGAUCUCACCCUCGCUCUUACCCUCCCCUGAUUUUUCCCUCACUCUAAUCCUUCCUGAUCUCACCCUCGUUCUAACUCUCCCUGAUCUCACCCUUGCUCUGACCCUCCCCUGAUGUCACCCUCAAUCUGAAUCUCCCUGAUCUCACCCUCGCUCUUACCCUUCAUGAUCUAACCCUUGCUCUAACCCUCCCCUGAUCUUGAUCUAACCCUUCUUGAUCUCACCCUCACUUUGAACCUCCAAUGAUCUCACUAUCACUAUAACCUCCCUGAUCUCGCCGUAACCCUUCCCUGAUCUCACUUUCGCUCUAAUCCUUCCCUGAUCUCACCCUCACUCUGACCCUCCCCUGAUCUCACACUUGCUCUGACUCUCCCCUGACACCCAUGCUGCUAUAAGCCUGCCCUAACUCUCAGAUUUUCUUUAAGCAUGCCCUGAUUUCUACCUUUGCUAGUGUCAGUAAUUUUUGCUUUUAUUGGGAGUUAUGAUUAUAUCAAAACAUCAUUCUUAGCCCAUGUAGAUCACUUGAGGGGACCAUGGGUUUCAUAAACCGGGACUGUGAAGUGAAAGCACAACACAAGCUACAUACCCUGUGGGUAGGUACAGCCCAUGUUAAUAUAAUCAUGGUAGGUUAGUAACAGACAGCAUACAUAGAGGUAGAUACAGCCUCUAGUAAUAUAAUUACAGUUAGAAACAGACAGCAUACACUGAGGUAGAUGCGGCCUGUAUUAAUACAAUCACGGUCAGUUAGUAACAGACAGUCUGCACUGGGGGUAGAUACAACCUAUAUUAAUAUAUUUUGGUCAGGUAGUAAGAGGCAGCAUACACUGGAGUUGGUGAAGCCUGCAUUAUAUCAGAUAAUACAGUAAUUUCCCUCUUAGUAUUAAAGGACCACGAUAGUGCCAGGAAAACAUACUCGUUUUCCUGGCACUAUAGUGCCUUGAGGGUGCCCCCACCCUCAGGGACCCCCUCCCGCCCGGCUCUGGAAGGGGGAAAGGGGGAAAAACUUACCUUUUUCCAGCGCUGGGCGGGGAGCUCUCCUCCUCCCCGUCGGCUGAAUGUGCACGCGCGGCAAGAGCUGCGUGCGCAUUCAGCCGGUCACAUAGGAAAGCAUUUACAAUGCUUUCCUAUGGACGCUGGCGUGCUCUCACUGUGAAAAUCACAGUGAGAAGCACGCAAGCGCCUCUAGCGGCUAUCAAUGAGACAGCCGCUAGAGGAAAUAGGGGAAGGCUUAACCCAUUCAUAAACAUAGCAGUUUCUCUGAAACUGCUAUGUUUAUGAAAAAAUGGGUAAGCCCUAGCUGGACCUGGCACCCAGACCACUUCAUUAAGCUGAAGUGGUCUGGGUGCCUAGAGUGGUCCUUUAACAUAAGUCAAAUUUGGGAUCCCCUUCCUGAAUGCACCACACCAGAAACAGUAAUGCUUUGGACAAAAUGAUUCUGUUCGUUAAUGUAUUUAUGGUGGAAUUCCAGAGUUUGUGUUGACCAUGACACAGAAUAGCUUAGCACUGUAGAUGUAGAGAUUUGUUUGCCUAAUAUCUUUCCAUCUGUUUGUAACUCCAGCUUCUGUCUCCAUCAGCAAAGUCAUAUGUUAUCGAUGAAGAAGGUCACAUUCACGCUCAUAUUGUCAAACUGAUCCAGCUCAGUAUUAAAUUGAGUGGCGAGGAUACAUUGUUGAAGGACGCCAACAAGGCAGAUAGGUUUUUGGCAAAAAGAUCAGUAUCAAAGUAUCCUUCCAGUUGGCCAAGUGUCCCUCAAAGUACCUUUUACAAGGACCAGCAGCGAAAGAGUCUCCUGGCAUCAUUAAAAGUUAUCAACCUUAUAAAGAAACCAAAAUACUAACUUCAGUGAAGGGCACAUCACUACUGUCAAGAGCCCUUAUCUUGUGGGUAAGUAAUAGUAGAUACAUUCAUUCAACAUUGUUCUAUAUCACAAUGAGAUAUCUGAAGCUGCACUCUAUCAGAAUGAUGUUUAAUGAGAUAGCAGAAUGUCUUGCAUGACUGCACGCUAUGUGAAUAUCGGAGUCUCUCCGUGGCUGCGCUUUAUUGAAAAAAAGUCUGUCUGAGGAUGUAUUCUAACAGAAUGACACUAACCAAGACUGUACUCUUACAGAAUGACACUAUCCGGGGCUGUACUCUAACAAAGUGACACUACAGCUGUAAUCAAAAUUAUUAAAACCCCACUGAAAAUCAGGUUUAUUGUCACAAUUUACAGACUUUUAGCUGUCUGCAAUUAAAAUAAAACAAAAGCAAUUGAAAUAGAUCAACAAACUUCAAGUGGUUUCCCCAAAUUCAAAGAAAAAUGCAACUUCUAUAAUGACUUCUCCAGUCUCAAAAUUAUUCAACCCCCUGAAAAGAAUCACUCACAGAAGCACAUAUAGGCAAAACAGGGCUUCAUUAGUUGCACUAGGUAUGCUUGAGCUGGAACACUUGAAAUACCUGAACUGGCUAGGGGUUUGUUGAGUGUUACGUUUGACUGAAUGUUAGAAAUAUGGCCAAGUCAAAAGAAUGGUCCACAAAGUUAAGAGAAGAGAUCGUCACCCUUCACAAACAUGGAAUGGAAUAGGAUACAAAAAGAUAGUGAAGGCACUGAAUGUUCCUAGAUACACCUUUGAAAGCAUAGUUCGCAAGUUGAAGGAACUGUGCUUACAUUACCUGGACAUGGCAAAACAGGAAGCUAUCAAUGGCUGCAACCAGAUUUCUAAGGCAGGUUGUGAAAAACCCUUCAGUGACCGCAAAAGCCUGAAAAUAAAUUUCAGUGAGCACAGUAAGGCAUGUCCUAAAUGCAGAAGGUUUCCAUGCCACAAUUCCAAAACGUACACCACUACUGAAACGUCUGCUUCAAUAUGUUCAAAAUUAUAUAAAUAAGCCACAGAAGUUUGGGGAUUCUGUUUUAUGACAUGAUCAAACAAAACUGGAACUUUUCGGCUCAAUGGAUCAGCGGUAUGUCUGGAGGAAGAAGAAUGAAACAUACGCUAAAAAGAACACUCUUCCCACACUUAAGCAUGGUCGUGGCUCGUGAUGCUCUGGCACUUGUUUACAUCUUCUGGCAAAGGAAACCUGCAACAUGUGGAAAGCAAGAUUCAUUGAAGUAUCAGGAAAUCCUAGAAGAAAAUGCCAUGCCAUCUGUGAGGAAGCUGAAGCUUGGGUGUCAUUGGACCUUCCAUCAAGACAAUGAUCCCAAGCAUACCUCAAAUUCCACCAAGGCUUUGAUGCAGAAGAAAUCGGGAAAAUUCACAAUCACCUGACUUGAACCCCAUAGAAAAUCUCUGGUAGGGUUUGAAAAAGGUGGUUGCAGCACAUAGACCCAAGAAUAUUACUGAACUAGAGGCCAUUGCUCAUCAACAACAAGCUAAGAUUCCUCAGGAACACUGUCAGCAGCUGGUGUCUGGCUAUGCAUUUUGUUUACAGUAGGUCAUGAGGGCAAAAGGAUGCUCUACUAAGUACUAAAGAUGCUUGCCAUAAAGGGAUUGUAUAAUUUUGAGACUUGAGAAGUCACUCUAUAAUAAUAUCUCUGAGCUUCACACUAUCAUAAUGUCCCUUUUAGGACGUACUGUAUCUGUCUAAGGUCACACACUCUCCAAAUAUCACUGCCCAGAGGUGCUGCUUUAAACCUAUUAGAGGACGUUGUGUAUCUGUUUACCCCUUCAGGGCUAAGACUCUUUUAAGUAAUAAACUACCAGUGUCCAUUAUGGGAGUAUUGUAACAGUCUCUAAUAAAUUAUAGAUAAAUGUAUCCCUAGUGAAAAUUCUUGGGAAUGCAGAUGGCCACAUUACUGUAUUUAGAGACGCAUUGUGCCCAUGACCAGGAAAGCUGAUCUAAUAUUCCCCUCUUCAAUGAACUAGAAGGCUAAACAGUACAGUCACCUCAUCGGAAAAAAUAUAAAUGCAUGUUCUGGGCAUUUACAAUCUCACUCUUGUUAUUUAACAGAACUGUGGAAUUGUAUCUGUGAAGACGUUUUACCUCUCUUGUAGAUUAAUUCUGUUACCUAUUAUUUAAUACAUGUUUAUAAAUACUAAUUUUCAUGCAAAAUGUAACGUGUGGAGAGACACUUAAUAUACCCACUACCACAAUUAAGGGUGCUAUUCCAAAAAGGUACUCCCUCCAAUACCAAUAAAGUAAAUACUCAAAAGAAAGGAAUGCACACCAUCUGAUACAAUAGUAUCUAUCUAUAUAUAUUUAUUACAAUACAAAUACAAGCCAUACAUACAAAAUGUAACAAUAUGACAGUGACCAAAUAAGCUAAACAAUUAUAUUUACCAAAUUCCACAAGCCUAUAUGGGCAGAAACACGAGUCACAAACAAUCCCCCAACGUUUUGGCUCCUCCUAGUAGCUACCCUUGAUAAAGGCUACCAGGAGGAGCCUAAACGUUGGGGGAUUGUUUGUAACGCGUGUUUCUGCCCAUAUAGGCUUGUGGAAUUUGGUAAAUAUAAUUGUUUAGCCUAUUUGGUCACUGUCAUAUUGUUACAUUUUGUAUGUAUGGCUUGUAUUUGUAUUGUAAUAAAUAUAUAUAGAUAGAUACUAUUGUAUCAGAUGGUGUGCAUUCCUUUCUUUUGAGUAUAAAUACUAAUUUGACAGCUAGUAUAUAGGGAAAUGGCAGCCUAUGUUCUAGGUAACCUGUGACAUAUUGUGUGGAAGCAGUGUGGGAGAGGUAAUGCUCUGCAGUGCGACUUUCACACUGAAAGGGGGCUACAGGCAGUACCGUUAUAAGGGGUCCGGUCCAUGUCAGGGGCCCCACAUGGGGCCUUGUAAUGCUUAGUGAUGGUUGAGGAUAUAAUUAUGUGUUCCUUUGAGAUGCAUAUCCACCUAGCAAAAGUGAGUGGGUAUAUAGCAGCCUCCCAGACAGACCGUUUCCUCUAAGAAAAGUUUGUGCUGAGCUCACACGCAGGACACUAGUUCUUAGCCAAUAAGGUGAUCAAAACCAACAUGCUCAGACCUCAGAUUUAAAAUGGCAACGUUUCUGGAGGACACCAUCUCGGUGUCUGCCACUGAUUUGAUGGAUGCCUCUCCUAAAGGCAACCUCCUAAACGUUAAAAGGCUCCAUAAGGUAGCCUUUCUUGCCACCAAUCAGUCCUCCUCUUCUUCUGAAGAGGUGGUCCAAGUUAGAGAGAAAAAAACUUAAUAAAUGUUUCCACUCCUCUUCUGAAUCUUCUAAAGAAAAUCUUCCAGUUUCUUCAUCCCCUCCAGCUUAUAUAAGCAAAAAGUCAGUUGAAGGGACAGGGACACAAUAAAAAUAAGAGCUUGUUUCGCUAGUUUGAAUAGGAAAAUCAAACUUCCAUUAGAAACAUUAGAAAUAAGACUCGGAGCCAAAGUAGUCCCUCAUCUGAGUAUUCUAGCUUCUUUUGAGAGAGGGAAGAUAAGCAGUUUACAAAUGGCCAGAGUUAAUUUAUUGAACAAGAAUCUUCCUUUAAAGCUUUUUAACCCUAGAUGGGCCCUAAAUUCCGACUCUAAGGUUAGAGAUUUUGCUAAGCUGGCCUUUAGAGCUCCUUUGGUAAAGGAGGAUGAUUUACUUCUGAGAAAUGAUAUUGAUAUCCUGGAUAUACAGACAAUGUUAAUUCCUGAAGUGGUCCCGGCUUUGCUUUCCAUUACUGGUAAUAAUGUUUCUACUGAUUCAGUGGACCAGAUUUUGCAUAAUGUCCAACUCAAAAUUGCAGACACAAUGUGUCCGCUGCUUUUGAUGCUUGAUAAAGGAGAGAAAGAAAAGGAACUACAGAAUACAUUUAUUUCAGUCCUUAUGACCUUUAAUUAGCGUUACUGAAGGCUUCAAGCAUGGCUGUUUUAAUUAUUGGAGAGACCUUCAAUUACAUCACCAACAUUAGAAGAACUCGAUGGAUUCAGGCUGCGGGCAUGUUUGACUUACCUCCAAAGACACAUGAAUUUCCUAAUUUGAAAGACUCUCAUUUAUAUAUAAGGUGAAAAAGACGUUAUAAAGCAAGGCAAUCAUUUGCAUAGCUUAAAGGAUCACUAUAGGGUCAGGAAAACAAACAUGUAUUCCUGACCCUAUAGUGUUAAAUCCACCAUCUAGCCCCACUGGGUCCCUCAUGCCUCCAUAAAUAUAUCUUACUGUAUUCAAGCUCGAAGCUCCCGGCUCUGCCCUGUCUGCCUCAGAAAAACAAGCUGUCUGCUGACAUCAGCAGAAGUGGUGGCCUGAUCCAAUCACAGUGCUUCCCCAUAGGACUGGCUGAGACUGACAAAGAGGCAGAUCAGGGGCAGAGCCAGCAUGAUUCAAACACAGCCCUGGCCAAUCAGCAUCUCCUCAUAGAGAUGAAUGGAAUCAAUUAAUCUCUAUGAGGAAAGUCCAGUGUCUGCAUGCAGAGGGAGGAGACACUAAAUGUUUGGAUGCAUUUUAGGCAGCCAUGACCCAGGAAGGAUCUCUAACAGCCAUCUGAGGAGUGGCCAGUGAAAUUAUCACUAGGCUGUAAUGUAAACACUGCAUUUUCUCUGAAAAGACAAUGUUUACAGCAAAAAGCCUGAAUGAACUGAUUAUAUUCACCAGAACAAAUACAAUAAGCUGUAGUUGUUCUGGUGACUAUAGUGUCCCUUUAAAAAGAUUUUUUUCUGGAUCCAGAUGGUCCUUUCGGUCCGAGGGUCAUUUCUACUGGGCUGCAGAAAUAUCCCGUGAUUUAUCCCACCAGGCCAAUAUGGCCACCAAGCAGAAAGAAAUUUAGUCCAGGAGAGAGUAAACCUUCCAAUUCAAGUAAUCAUUCCAGGUUUACUCUGAAGAAACAUCAUCACAGACAAGAAUUUUACAAAAAGGUUUACAACUUCCUCUUUUGAGAUUUCCAAUAAAGUGUCACCCAGUUAUAUGAGAGGUGAACAGAGUUUUAAAUUAUUCUCUUUACCAAGCCUUAGCUCGGGGAAAAAUAUAAUUAGCAGACCUGCCAGUUUUCAAUGUGUGUGUGUCUGUCAAAGUGUGUGUUUGUCAGUGAGUGUGUAUGUGUAUGAGGAAUUCGUAUUUUAACUAAAUCGGGCUACAUUAAAAAAAACUCCUAAGGACCAAUAUAUAGGCAGAAAUUAUACCACAUACCUCCAUAAACAAUUUACCACUAAUAGAUGAGUACAAACAAGAAGUAAAAUAUUAUAAAAAUGAAAAUAAAUUGCAUAAAAAGGAUAUAAAGCACAUCAAAAUGUCACAAUGUAUGCCUAAACUCUAUGGAAAGAAAAGGAACCUUAAAACCUAAAAACUUUAUCAUACAUACUAGAUAUAAUGUUUACUAAAUAAAAUGCAUAAUAUUAUAUACUAUUAUGUUCCAUGUUACUCUUAAAGGGAGGCAAAAAAACUUUACACCUUGAUCAUGCUCCAUUAGAACUUGAUUUGGUCCAUUAUUAUUCUGAUCAAGGCUUAUGCCUGGUUCACUCCCUUCAGUCAUAUCUCAAGUUAUCAGCUUAGUGUAGGUAGAUUAUUUCCAAGCCCUUUAUCACGUACAGGAAUCCUCAUCAGCAUGUGAAGGUAAAAUUAACUCUGUUCGAGGAUGAAUUCUCUGUGCCAUGAGUUCUGCAGAAAUUGAAACAUCUAUUUUUGGGGGUCAUUCUAUUAGGCGCUCCUACCUCCAAAGCAGCGACGAGGGGUCUUUCUCUUCCUAUAAUUUUAAAGGCUGCUCGGUGGUCUUCUUGUAAAACCUUUAUUAAGUUCUGUUGGAGGCAUUCUGAAGUAGAUCAGUAUCUCAGGUCUACCACCAGGUGUGUGCUAUUCUACCCACUAUCCUUUGCUAGGUGGGUAUGCAUCACAGAGGGACAAAGCAGAGCUUGUAGGAAUCUAUGACCGACAAACUUUCUUUGUCCUUGGGAUAGGCAUAACCACCUAAUAAGUGUGCACAUUCCUCCAUGUGCAUUGAAAUUUUGCCUAGUGGUGACUUCUGAAAGAUAUAUAUAAUUUGUUUUAUAGAGAUAUGUAUAAAUAUAUAUAUUUUUUCAACAGGCUAUGUGUUAUGAAAUUAAUUCACUUUUUUUCCUUUUUGUUUGUUUCCAGAUUACAAUCGAUCAAACAUCUAAGAUCCUCCUAAAUAAUAUCAUUGGAGGUUAAGAACAGAUUUCCAAUCAUUAACAUUUUCUGGUUUGAUCUUUUAUCUGCAUAAAUAAAUAAAAUAAA
This is a messenger RNA of Pelobates cultripes (western spadefoot toad), 15111 nucleotides long. The record is from the annotation of a GenBank genome assembly. Lineage: Eukaryota; Metazoa; Chordata; Amphibia; Anura; Pelobatidae.